UGAAGCUUGUCAUUGUCAGCUGUACUGUCUGACAUUUAUCCCGUCCUGCUGUAUUCUAGCUUUAGACGCUUCGACGAUGUAAAAAUCAUCUUUUAAAAAAAUGGAGCUCCAGUUCAAACUAAAAAUUUUCCUAAUAAUUUGGAUUCAAACUGCAAAUGCGUUCUCGUCAGUCCCAAGUCUAAAACAUUACGACACAUUGCAUUCCUCACAACUUGGACAUUCAGUAGUAAAGCGGGGAAUAAAGGAAAGCUCCCACCCUUACAACUCAAUCAAAGAGCUAUCCUUUUCUGCACUUGGGAAAGAUUUUCGGUUGAUCUUGCACCCGAGUAAAGGGAUAUUGCAUCACAAUUUUCAGUCAUAUGCAGUGGAUGGUGAUGGGGUGGAAAAACCUAUCCUUGGAGGGGAAACUGGAUUCUACCAAGGUAGAGUGUUUGGUGAAACACGUUCACAUGUAAAUGCACACAUAGAAGAUGGACUCUUAACUGCUUCAAUUGUUACGAAAGAAGAUUCUUUUCAUGUUGAACCCUCAUGGAGACACUUACCAGAGUCCAAUCCAGAAUCCAUGAUUGUUUACAAAGGUUCUGAUGUCAUUUUUGAUCAUGAACCUCCCAAGUGGAAUUUUUGGACAUCAAAUUCUGUUGAAAAAAACCAUUCUUUUGCUAGAACAUGUGCAUUUGUUCAAGAAGAAGGGAAUGCUACAGAAGAGGCAGUGCAUGCGUCAGAGCAAGUAAUGAUAUUGGAGGCGGAGAACAAUGGUCGUAACAAACGACAAGCUGGUGUUGGGCCACCGGAUCCUUACGGUUUUAGUGCAGCCAAAACUCGUUGCCCUUUACUAUUGGUUGCCGACUACCGCUUUUUCCGUGAAAUGGGCGGGGGAUCUACCAAGACAACCAUAAACUAUUUGAUUAGCCUGGUGGAUCGAGUUCACGCUCUGUAUGCAGCCACAAUAUGGCGAGACGGUAAUGAAAACGAAAGUGAUUCUCCGGUAUUAUCGGGGUUAGGAUUCGUGAUCAAAAAGAUCGUGGUGCAUACAGAGGCUACGCGAGUUAGGGAAAGCGAGCUUCACUACAAUAUGGAAAAACCGACUUGGGAUGUUCGCACGCUCCUUGAAGUUUUCAGCCGAGAAUAUAGCCAUAAAGACUAUUGUCUAGCACACUUAUUCACAGACAUUAAAUUUGAGGGAGGCAUAUUAGGUUUGGCAUAUGUUGGAAGCCCUAGGCGCAAUUCAGUUGGCGGGAUCUGCACGCCAGAAUACUUCAAAAGCGGUUACACGCUUUAUUUAAACUCUGGGUUAAGCUCUUCACGCAAUCAUUAUGGUCAAAGGGUAGUAACGAGAGAAGCAGACUUAGUGACGGCUCAUGAGUUAGGACACAACUGGGGUUCAGAGCACGACCCGGAUUUACCCGAAUGUAGCCCACCUGCUUCGCAAGGCGGUUCCUACUUGAUGUACACUUACUCAGUUUCGGGUUAUGACGUCAACAACAAGAAAUUUUCGCCUUGUUCUUUGAGAUCUAUACGAGCUGUUCUGCUUGCAAAAGCUGGUCGUUGCUUCACGGAACCAGAAGAAUCCUUCUGUGGAAACUUACGUGUUGAAGGAAAAGAAGAGUGUGAUGCCGGUUUACUGGGGUCCGAGGACAAUGACAGUUGUUGCGACAAGUUUUGUAAUUUGCGCCGCAACCAGGGUGCUGUAUGUAGUGACAAGAACUCUCCGUGCUGCAAAAACUGUAUGCUGAUGCCAGCCGGUCAGAAAUGUCGCGAAGCUCAAAGAGCCACCUGCGAACAAGAGGCUAAGUGCACAGGUACCAGUUCUGAGUGUCCAGCCUCGGCACCACAACCAGACGGUACCGAGUGCUUAGAAAAGGGUCAAUGUCGUAACGGAACUUGUCUGCCAUUCUGCGAAACACAGAACUAUCAGUCGUGCAUGUGUGAUACCGUCGCAGACGCAUGCAAGCGUUGCUGCCGUUAUCACCUCAAUGAUACUUGCUUUCCGUUUGAGCCCUACGAUAUUCUGCCUGACGGCACACCAUGCGUUCAUGGGUUCUGUAAUAGCGGGAUCUGUGAGAAAACUGUUCAAGAUAUUGUGGAACGAUUUUGGGAUAUCGUUGAGGAACUGAGCAUUAAUCGUGUUUUAGCUAUGCUUAAAGACAACUUAGUUGGAGCUGUAUUGAUAGUUUCUACUCUUCUAUGGAUCCCAGCUUCCUGUCUCAUUAGCUGGGUUGAUCGCAAACGUAAGCGACAGUUGGAGACAGAGGAAGCCUGGCUGAGAUCAGGUGAGCUGAUCCAUCCAUCAGAAAAUGGAACUCGUCGAAUCAUACACGCCCGUCCUCGGCCUUCACAGCAACAACGUUAGAGAAGAUAGGUUUUCCUGCCUGUUUUGUAUUGCGAUGCGAUUCAACUUUUCGUAUAUUGUACAAGCUUUGCAAUCUUCGUUAACCCUUAUUUAUUUGCUUGUAUUUUAUAAUUAAAAUCCCAUCUAACGAUACGAGGUUUGCAUUUCUCAAUCAAUUGCCAGUUAGAGGGGCGAGUUGAAAAUCCUCAUUUAUUCCGUUCAAUCGUACUUGUGUCUGCCCUUUUUUGCUAUGAUUUACAUGACUUUUGUCUGUUUUGUUUCUAGUCACAUAAGUGUUUCGUGUAAGUGACUCACCAUCUGUGUAUGCAAAACACUGAAUAAAUGUUAAUUCUUUCUGAGA
Daphnia carinata is the source of this 2690-nucleotide messenger RNA. RefSeq names its product ADAM 17-like protease (gene Tace). Bases 101 to 2350 code for a protein of 749 amino acids. NCBI's taxonomy places the organism in Eukaryota, Metazoa, Arthropoda, Branchiopoda, Diplostraca, Daphniidae. Gene Ontology annotation, molecular function: metalloendopeptidase activity. Gene Ontology annotation, biological process: Notch signaling pathway; membrane protein ectodomain proteolysis. The transcript has 12 exons. The record is from RefSeq and is a predicted model, not a curated record. Gene Ontology annotation, cellular component: plasma membrane.